UCUAGACUCUCGCGGUUAUGUCGUGGGCGGAAAUUAGUAUAACUCGUCGGACUAGUCGCGUUGCGACCGCGCGUUAGUACGCACGUACUUCGAAAGAAACGUCGAGAAGAAAUACAAGAAGAAAAAUAUCACAUCUCUGUAUUUUUUAAAAAUGUCCUCUUCUUUUUCCCCUUUCUUCGUCUUAUCUAAUAUCUAUUAAACAGAGGGUGAUCGUGUGUGUUGUGAUAACAAUGAAUUAAUUUUUUGUUUUAUUUUUGUGCAUGAACUACGACACUAAAUCAAGUAUCAACAAAAACUGACAGACUAUCCUUAGUGAUACGUGAAUUUUUAUUUUCUAGACUCUACAUCAAUUUCGUGUGUUCAAUUGGGUGCUGUGAUUAAAAGAGAAUCAUAAAAAAAAAAGAAAAGAAAUUUUUUUUAAUUUCCUCGACUCCGCGACGAUGAGGACAAGGAUUACAUCAUGACAGAGCCGAAACUGAAGGCAGCGUGAUGCCAAAGGAAUCUUGUUGCGGGUUACUGGUAACCCUAGUGCCGUUAUUCGUCGGUGUCUGUGAUCUCGCCGGCGCGAUAUCCGGUUCCCAGUAUCCGGUGUGUAAGCCAGGUCUAGAAUUCUGGUCCACCGAACGUGCAUCUUGUUGGCCCUGCACGAGAUGCGCACCAAAGUUCACAUUGAGUCCUUGCGCUGUGCAUCAAGACGCGAUUUGUGGACCACUCUCAGCUUUGGAGCUUGACUGGUCUUUUCUGUCAACGAGGAAGAGACCUGAGAACGGACAGAGACGUUUGGAAGCGGUGACGUCAAAGAUGCUCUGGCGAUUUCCGGAUUUAGAUCAACAACAACAAAAACAAUCGCAGGAGCAACAACAUCAACAGGAGUUAAGACAGGAAACGAGAAGUCUCGUCGAUGCUACUUACGACGACGAAAUAAACGUGGGAGACGUUGACGAGUUCUCUUCUCAAGAACAAAAAAGGCCAUAUGACCCUCGAGAGAGGAGAAAAUCGAACAUCGAAGGAUCUCUUUCAUGGGAUUGGCAGACUGCCGCCCUUGUACUCGCGGUAUGUGCCUGUGUGGUGUUCUUUUUGGUAGCAGGCUGUUCGGCCUUGGUUUAUGCGAGACAAUGGCGAAGGAUGAAAAAGAAUUUUGAACCAGGACAAACGAAGAUACACGGCUUCCUCUCUUAUCGACAUUGGAAAUCGACAUCGAGCAUGUUCGCCAUUAAACGUUAUCCUUCCUGCGCUCGAAAGGACCGGCAUUUUGUGCGGCAAAGCAAAAGGGCUCGACUACGGGCCCUAGGGAAGUACGCGUAAACGUAUACUCCGCGAGUCCUUUAAAAUGCAAGGCGAGAUUUUCUUCAUUAGAGGGCUGAUCACGGCCUCUCCUCACCUUGGCUCGACCUACCGCGCCCGGAUAUGACGUCGCCACGUCCAACGCGCUCAACGUACCAUCGCCCACGCUGUCACUAUCGCGUACACCGUUCCGCGUUUACUAUAUCUACUUAUAACCAGGGCCGUACUUAGUACGAUCGAAUUAUGAUCGAAUUUCUAAACUUUUUCUCAUGAGAAAUGAACAGACAACGUUUAUCCAAUCAUACUUAUUUUUAUGAUCAACAAUCAUGUUACUUCUUUUUUUUAUCAUAAACAAUGGACAAUACUUUUUUUUUAAUUCAAAUUACCUUCGAUCAACAUUGACAUAGUAAUUAUUAAGGAUUAGAUUUUCUAGUAAUUACAAAUUACUACGUAAGAGUUAAUCGAAGAUAAUCCAAUUUUUUCUUAUCUGAUUGAAUAACAUUUCAAAUCGAUGUUAAAGCGAUUGUAUGCAAAGUAUUACUCUUCAAAACGUUUCUCCUUUACAAUCGUUACUAUAGAAUAAAAAAGAAAAAGAGUGUAAGUCGCGUAACGUUCUUAUGAUCUAUGGUGCACGUGUAUACGAGGCUACUACAUGCAUUUGCAUAACGAGCAUUACGCAGAACUCUUUCUCGCCGGAACACCUCCCCACUAUUGAAGUCGUGUAUCGUGCCACGUAUCGCGUGCACGUUUGUGGGAACCGAUUCAAGCACGAUUCGUUAAUGAAGUUCGUAUGAAUGGAGCUUCGUUACCGGCGUCCUUUCUACUAUCAAACAUGUAUAACGUGAAAUUAGUGACACGUAAAGUAUUAUAAUCGUGCUAAUAUAAAAGAUGACGUAUAAAUUCGAUAAUCUCUGCUAUGGUUUUAUAACGAUCUAUAUAAAGAUACAAUACAUUGAGAAUUAGAUUUAAAAUGCGAGAAAUGCAAUUGAGAUGUGAAAAUUAUAUUGAUUUAAAACGACAAGCAGUGUCAUUAAUAACGUUAAUAACAAUAAUUGUUCUCUAUAGAAAUAUAAAUAAGAAUCAAAUUUGAAAUGUAAAAAUCAAAUUAAUGGCACGCAUACAAUAGCAAUAAUUAUAACGUUUUAAUAGAAUAAUUUGAAUUGAUUCUUUCUAACGGAUUCGAUCGUAGAUAAUAAGUAUUCAUUUGUAAUCGGUACCGUUUCAUUACGUCUAAUGGUCGGCCCACCCGGGGUUACUGAUUCUGAUUAGGCACAAUAUGGAGAGGACUUAUAAAAGACGUCCCGCUUAAGUCUCAACCUAUUAGGAGUAAGCAGCUGUCUAAAAUGGGCCUUGAGAAAGCUAA
Messenger RNA from Vespula pensylvanica (western yellowjacket), 2647 nucleotides. RefSeq lists its product as uncharacterized. The record is from RefSeq and is a predicted model, not a curated record. Gene Ontology annotation, molecular function: protein binding. The coding region runs from base 490 to 1305 and encodes 271 amino acids. The transcript has 4 exons. NCBI's taxonomy places the organism in Eukaryota, Metazoa, Arthropoda, Insecta, Hymenoptera, Vespidae.